GCCAUCUACUGUGUUCACACUGUCCAUGUAGUCGCGACCCAGAAAAGUUUCGCGACUUUGGGAAUUUUGAACAGCUGAAGCUUCAAUAUUCCUUCCAAUUACUUUCCAACUUUACAGCUCCACAACUCUACAACUCUACAAUUUCACGAUUUCUGAUGCGAUACCCUUUUUCGACCACCUUUAAUUCUCAUACUAAUUAAUCGGAAAUUCACAUACAUCUUCCGAUUACUUGUAACGCACGUCAUUUACACUUAGCGACAAAAGAAACCAUCCCUUCGCCAAGAUGGUGCAGAUUAGUGAGGUCAAAGGCAACAAUCGCGAGAAUCGCACUGCAGCCCACACUCAUAUUAAAGGCUUGGGUCUCAAGCUCGAUGGCACAGCUGAGAAGCAGGCAGGUGGCUUUGUAGGCCAGCAACAGGCCCGCGAGGCUGCUGGUGUUGUCGUCGAUCUUAUUCGCGCUCAGAAGAUGGCCGGUCGAGGUGUAUUACUUGCUGGCGGACCUGGAACCGGAAAGACAGCCCUUGCGCUCGCCCUUAGCCACGAGCUCGGUACCAAGAUUCCCUUCUGCCCCAUCGUCGGCAGUGAGAUCUACUCAACCGAGGUGAAGAAGACGGAAGUGUUGAUGGAGAACUUCCGAAGAGCGAUUGGCCUGAAGGUGCGAGAGACAAAGGAGGUCUACGAGGGCGAGGUCACGGAGCUGACCCCAGAAGAAGCGGAGAACCCGCUCGGUGGCUAUGGCAAGACAAUCAGCACACUGCUCAUCGGACUGAAGAGCGCAAGAGGCCAGAAGAAGCUCAGACUAGAUCCAAGCAUAUACGAGGCUAUUCAAAAGGAGAGGGUCACAGUUGGAGAUGUGGUUUACAUUGAGGCUAACACCGGCGCUUGUAAACGAGUCGGUCGAUCGGAUGCGUACGCUACAGAAUUCGAUCUUGAGGCGGAGGAGUACGUGCCCAUUCCCAAGGGCGAUGUACACAAGAAGAAGGAAAUUGUACAAGAUGUCACACUCCACGACUUGGAUGUUGCCAACGCUAGACCACAAGGAGGACAGGAUAUCAUGAGUAUGAUGGGCCAACUAAUGAAGCCUAAGAUGACAGAGAUUACGGACAAGCUGCGAGGUGAAAUCGACAAGGUGGUUAGCAAGUACAUUGAUCAAGGUGUAGCUGAGCUCGUUCCCGGUGUCUUAUUCAUUGACGAGGCUCAUAUGCUUGAUAUCGAGUGCUUCACAUAUCUUAACCGAGCCUUAGAAUCUUCUAUCUCGCCAAUUGUCGUUCUUGCUUCGAAUCGAGGCAUGUGCACGAUCCGUGGUACAGAUGGCAUUGUGGCUGCGCAUGGCAUGCCAUCAGACCUUCUUGCUCGACUCCUAAUCAUUCCCACGACUCCAUAUGACGCCGACGAGAUUAAGAGAAUCGUACGCAUCCGAGCGACAACAGAAGGCGUACAAAUUACCGAUGCUGCCAUUGACAAGAUUGCAGAACAUGGCGUGCGCAUUAGUCUCAGAUAUUGUCUCCAAUUGUUGACUCCCGCAAGUAUUCUUGCUCGAGUCAAUGGUCGCAGUCAGAUCGACAUAAAAGACGUUGCAGAAUGCGAGGAUCUCUUCCUCGACGCACGACGAAGUGCCGACUUGUUGAGUGGUGAGACAGGACGUGGAUUCAUCUCAUGAGCACGGGGUUAUAUGUCUUACAGAGACGGGAAGACGUUGGGCCAACCACACAUAAUAAUCUAAUUUCGCGCAAGGCUGCGGCUCUGUUCUAAAGAAAAAAAAACCGCGAACCACGGAAAUCGAUGAAUCAGAUCAAUCAAAUCAAUCGGGCUAGGAAAAUUACAAUUACGGAAAGGGGGUUUCGGAGUUCCUACGCGUUGCUAUUCCCAUGCUAUGUAUGUGAGUGAAAGCCUGACCAUGUAUAGUGUGCAGUACUUAGUAGGCACUGGUACCUUACCUGGGCAUGGACGAAUCAUGAUGUUGUUGGUUGUUUAUUGUUCAUGUAUCUACCUACCUAGUUACUUCAAUCAGUAACUACUGGUAUUCAAUCAAUAGACAACAUGCUGGCUGGUUGUUUUCAGAUCGCCACCCCCAGAAUAAAUUUUUUGAGACAUUGCCAAACGAGA
This is a messenger RNA of Hypoxylon fragiforme, 2106 nucleotides long. RefSeq names its product TBP-interacting protein. Gene Ontology annotation, cellular component: Ino80 complex; R2TP complex; Swr1 complex. The record is from RefSeq and is a predicted model, not a curated record. The transcript has 4 exons. Bases 284 to 1660 code for a protein of 458 amino acids. NCBI's taxonomy places the organism in Eukaryota, Fungi, Ascomycota, Sordariomycetes, Xylariales, Hypoxylaceae. Gene Ontology annotation, molecular function: ATP binding; DNA helicase activity; ATP hydrolysis activity. Gene Ontology annotation, biological process: chromatin remodeling; box C/D snoRNP assembly; regulation of transcription by RNA polymerase II.